AUGAUGGAGUUCUUUUCAAACUUCAGCCGGGCCCGGCCAGCAACUGUGCCCACUGACAAGGUUGUCCCUCUACGGUACUGGGAUGACCUGGACUAUCUCCGUCGACUCUGCCAUGACUUCACCUUCCGUUUUGACGACGUACUGGACGCCUCCAAGCUCGAUGCUGCUCUGGCACGUAUGACGGAGAUUGGAGACUGGAACCAAUUGGGAGCUCGUCUGCGCCUGAAUGACCAAAAUCGCCUCGAAUACCACAUUCCCGCUGAGUAUACCAAAGCGCGGCCCGCAUACAACUUCACCACCACCGAGUAUGGGUUGCGCAUCUCCGAGCACGAACUCGGUAGACAGCUACCAAAAUCAGGCCAAGAUCAAUCGGUUCUCUCGCCUUCGCCUGCUGUCUUCGCUCCCAUUGUCCGCCAUGCGGAUAGUCCUCGUAAGCUGGCUGACUGGAUAUACACCGACCGGCCACAACUUCAUAUCCAUGUUUCUGUCUUCCAGGACGCGACUCUUGUGACGGUCAGCUAUGUUCAUACUCUGUUCGAUGCUAUUGCGAGGUCAACUUUCUUCAACGCGUGGAUAUCUGUUCUGCGGGGUCGAGAAGACGAAGUACCGCCUUUCAUCCCUUUCGAACAUGAUCCUCUGCGCACACUGGGUACAGAAGCCCCGGUAAAGCCCUAUAGUAACUAUGAUCGCGCUCUUAGCGGACUUAGCCUUGUGAUAUUUGGGCUGCGGUAUCUAUGGGAGCUGUUCUGGUAUCAGCAAGAAGAGGAACAUCCCAUUCGCCUACCAAGACGAUGCGUGGAACGGCUGAAGGAAUCCGCUCGUAAGGAGCUUGCUGCAAUGAGCCCUGAUAACGAGAAUAAAGCGCCCUUUCUGAGUGAAGGUGACGUUGUAAUGGCGUGGUGGGUGAGGACUAUUGUCACAGCUCUGAAUCCGGCGCCAGAUCGAACCAUCAUGGUCAUGAACGUUUUCAACGUAUGGGCGCUUUUCGAGGAAUGGUUCCCAACUGGCGGCGCGGGAUUCAUUGGUAACGCCUUUUUCUAUUCCUACACGCUGCUAGUUGCAGGCCAGGUUAUUCAGGAUGCUAGCCUCGCAUAUGUGGCGUCCAAAAACCGUAAAGCCCUCAUGGAGCACCGGACAAAGGAACAAGUUCAAGCCAUGACAUCCAUGCAGAGGGCAUCGUUCACUCGAACACCACCAGUUGUCGGAGAUGCCAAUUUGCUAUUUAUGGCAUGCACGAAUCAGCACAAGGCCAGGUAUUUCGAGCUGGACUUUUCGGCUGCCGUGGUGGCCCCGGGAGUGCCUCUGAGCGAACGGCCACAUGCUCUAGGUAGACCGUCGUAUAUCAACGACAUUGAGACUUGUCAGGGGUACCCAACCCGGAACGUAGUCAGAAUUAUUGGGAAGGAUGCUGCGGGUGACUAUUGGCUUUUGUUCAAGACUCGACCGGGCGCGUGGGCAGUUAUUCAUAGACAGUUGGUAGCGUUGCUGAAGCUGGAUGAGAAAGAAUGA
Aspergillus luchuensis is the source of this 1509-nucleotide messenger RNA. RefSeq lists its product as uncharacterized. The transcript is spliced from 2 exons. The record is from RefSeq and is a predicted model, not a curated record. NCBI's taxonomy places the organism in Eukaryota, Fungi, Ascomycota, Eurotiomycetes, Eurotiales, Aspergillaceae. The coding region runs from base 1 to 1509 and encodes 502 amino acids.